Molecule: messenger RNA, 2358 nt
Organism: Vombatus ursinus (common wombat)
Lineage: Eukaryota; Metazoa; Chordata; Mammalia; Diprotodontia; Vombatidae
Gene: ESM1
Product: endothelial cell specific molecule 1
Cellular component (GO): extracellular region
Source: RefSeq, a predicted model, not a curated record
UGACAUCAGCUCGGGCUUUUCAAUUCCUGGAUGGCAGCGGCGUGUUAAUCCAACCUUCAUCCUGGAUUUCAUAAACUAAAGCAAGAGAGGUUGGCAGGAGGACAACUCAGCCGGAUUGAGGAAAUUGAUGACGGCGAAGCGUGCGGGCAACCCAGCGUAUAAAACUCAUCCACUUGUAGCCCGAUGCUCAACUACUUCUUUGAUUCUUGGCGUCUGCACCCCGCAGCCCCGACAGCGGUCCUUUAAGUUGAGAGUUCGGCUUGGUCAGCCUCCUUGUGCGCCCCCGGGGGAAUCAGCCAUGAAGGGCCUCUGGCUGCUGCUGACCACGCUGCUGAUACCUGCGCACCUGGAGGCGGCCGGGGGCAGAAACAGGUACGCGGUGGAUUGUCCGGCUCACUGCGAUCCCAACCACUGCAAAAGCAGCCAGAACUGCAAGCAAACCGUGCUGGACGACUGCGGCUGCUGCCGCGUGUGCGCCGCGUACCUCGGCGGGAAUUGCUACCGCACCGUCUCGGGCAUGGACGGCGCCAAGUGCGGCCCGGGGCUGUACUGCCACUUUUCCAACCAGGAGGAUGCUUUUGGUGAAGAGUUUGGUAUCUGCAAAGAAUGUCCUUAUGGUACCUAUGGAAUGGGAUGCAAACAGACCUGCAGAUGUUCAUCUGGCGUAUGUGACAAAGUUACCGGAAAAUGUUUGAAAUUUCAAUUUUUCCAAGCUUCAAGGCCUUCCAAAAGGAGAUUGGUGCCUUCUUCUGAUCAUGACAUGGCUUCUGGAGAUGGUAAUGCCGUCGGAGAACAAUUUGCGAAAAACAAUGCAGCUCACCCUCCGGUAACGAAAUGGCUAAAGCCUCGCUGAUAUUGGGUGUGAUUUGAUGGGACAGCCAAAUGAGUACUCCCCUUGAAGAUUGUUCAAUGCACAGUCACACAUUUCAAGAGCUAUCUGGCUUAUCCAAUAGGAAAACCUAACUCCUGAAGACCUAUUGUGAUCCAGUGUGCCUCCAGUGGGGGUGGGGGUGGGUGGGGGUGGAGAAAGAUUACUUACAUUCUGUAAAAUGCAUAUGGCUGGACACUUUUAGAUAUUUGUCUUGCUAAGUAUUUGGACACUAGACAUAUUCUAGAUCUGAUAGAUAUAUAGCAAUAAUGAAGAACUAAAAGGAAAGAUAUCAAUGCCAGUGUUCAGGUGUGGCAGCCAAAGAAAAGAUGUGGAGAGCUAAAACUCCCAGCCUGUCCUUUGAUUGGGAUGGAUACUGAUACCAAAAGCCUAAUAGUGAGGGAUGGGGAGACUGGGAAGGGGUGGGAUCAGACAGCAAAUAUCAUAUGCCAAUGUGUGUUCUUGUGAUGCCUUUUAAUUCAAUGUAGUGAUUGUAAUUGGAUUGAGUGCUUUCUUUCACACUGAGAGAAACAAAAGGAAAUCUAAAUGAGAAAACUCAAUGAAAAUAAGUGAGAUGGAUGUCUGCUGCCCAUAUGAAAUUGUGUAGAUGUGGGUAACAUUGGAGCACAUUUUAAAGGACUGUUUAUGUUAUCUACAGACUCAGAUGGCUUAUGGAAGGAUUCUAGGACAGAGGGGAGAAACAGCUUUAGAAAUGAUUUUAAAGAACUAGUUUCCACCUCAGAGGCAGGAAAUGGAGACAUUUUUGUUAGUUUAGGGGGAAAGGGUAAAUAUUUAUAUAUUUUUUUAUAAAGAUACAUGUUACUAUGAUUCACCUUGUAUGCCCAUAUUUAUCCCUCUCUUGAGGAGGUGAUCAUGGCAUGGAUUAUGUGCAGAGGAUGGUAGUGGGAGACUUGAGAGAGCUGCCUAAAGGCGGCUUUAACUUUCCAAAUAUGAGUAGCCUGCUGGCUAGAUGGCAGUUAUAAUAAUAGAAGUCAUAAGCAUAAGUGGAACCUCGAAUACUUCAGCCACAUGGCAAUUAAUUUUUGUUAGAUUUCCCCAGAAAAUGUACUGUUACUGAAAUGUCAUUCAAAUUCAAAACUGCAAAUGACUCCUUGAGCAAGGCUGCAAAAGGAAGGCUGAUUUUAAGCUGGUAACUAGCUAAUGUGCUGACUUUUUGAUUUUGAGGGAUUUGAUGCCUGUUUUUUAAACCUGGAAAAUUGGGAUGUAUGGUGGAAAUUGGGGUACAAUUAUAAUGAUCCUAGCAUAAGCAGCACCGCUAUAUGAGAUGCUGGCCAGGAAUAUUUGCAAGGUAUUUUAUUUGAAGUUAAGAAUUGAGCUAUUAUUGUUGUUGUUGUUGUUGUUAUUAUUAUUAUUUAAAAAUGAUUUUACUAUUUACAUAGAUCUUAGGCUCUAAAUUUAUGCCAGAGUUGUGAAUGAGAGAUGGGGUCUUUGAAUGUAAACCUAAUAAGCUGUUUGAUUUUUGUUUUUAA